Messenger RNA from Triticum dicoccoides, 2734 nucleotides. RefSeq lists its product as uncharacterized. The record is from RefSeq and is a predicted model, not a curated record. The transcript is spliced from 2 exons. Lineage: Eukaryota; Viridiplantae; Streptophyta; Magnoliopsida; Poales; Poaceae. The coding region runs from base 188 to 1333 and encodes 381 amino acids.
AAAAUGCACUGCUCCACGAAACCAGAACAGCUCGUCCCCCAUAUCCACUCGUCCGACGGCGCCGGCGGCGCGACCGGAGGCCGGAGCUCCUCCCGCCCAGAUCCCCGUCCCUUCCUCCUCUCCGUCUCUUGCAGUCUGAGCUCAACUACCCCAAGGCGCCCUUCCUCCUCCGCCGCAUCCCGAUCUGAUGGCCGGAUCUUGGAACUGGGCGGAUCUACCGGACGGGCCGACGGCGCUCAUCGCCGACCGCGUCCUCGCCUUCGACGUCGCCGACUACGUUCGCUUCCGCGCCGUGUGCCUCCCGUGGCGGCGGUGCUCAGCGGGCCCCCGCGAGCACGGCAGCCUCGACCGCCGGUUCCAUCCCCGGCGGUGGACCAUGCUCCGGGAGGAGCUCGCGGCGCCCAACCGCCGCUCCUUCCUGAACACCUCCACCGGCGAGUGUGUCCAGGUGGACCUCCCGGAGCUCCAUGACCACACUGUGCUCGCCCUCACCCCCGAGGGCCUCCUCAUUCUGCUCCACAAGCUGCAGCGCACCACCGUCCGCCUGCUCAACCCAUUCACCGGCCACCUCACGGAACUCCCGCCGCUCACCACGCUGCUAUCUCCACCGCACCACCACAUGCUUAUGUCUGGUAUUGACCGUUUGGAAAGGGUGUUCGCAGCGUGGGGCUCCGGCGUUGCCAAUGAUGAUUCCACAGUUGUGCUCUGCUUCUACAAGCUGGGCGUGCUUGGCAUGGCCAAGCCGAGCGAUGACCACUGGACGUUGGUGAAAUGCAGAUUUAAUUCAAUGGGAGCACCCUUAAUGCUGGCAGGCCGCUUCUACUGCGUUUGCUUGCACAAUGGUCUCAUGGUGCUGGAAACCAGCGCGGAUCAGCCACCACGGCUGGAGAUGGCCUCCCAGCUGAAUUUCAGUGCCUCUACGAUUGGUUAUAGUGUGCACCUGGUGAACAAUUGUGGGGAGCUCAUGCUGGUGCACCGUUGGUGUGGACCAUUGUCACCGGUCAACAGAGUGGGUUAUUGGUACGAUGCAUAUCGAGUGGAUUUGGACAAGCGGAAGAUAUUCCCGGUCAACAGCUUGGGCGGCGCCGCAGGGCGUGUGGUGUUCAUGGGCAUGCAUUGCUCUCUAUUGGUGUCUCUAGAGAAUUUCCCCUCCGGUUCCAUAACUGCUGACACCAUCUACUUAGGCUUUGACAUUGCUGAAAGAGCGGAGUUUAAAGUUGGAGAAUAUCAUCUCGCAGAUGAAAGCAUUGAAGGCACCAGCAGAUAUCAGGGUCGCUUGGUGCCACGGCCGCAUACUCUUGUUGACUGUCUAUCUUUAGCCAAUACUGUCUGACGAGCUAUCCCAUUUCCUUGAUGCUUAGCAUGCAUGUAUGCGCGAUAUGUACUCUUGUAUCCCAUUUGGUUAGCUACUAUUUGAGUCUAUGUAUCUAGCUAGAGUUAUCAGUUAUGUAGAGAUGACUGGUCGUGUUAUGCACUCUUUUUUGCUGAGUUUCGUUUGAAGAUGUGCACAUGCAGGUUUGUAUGCGUACUAUUUGGAAACGAAGUGUGUUGCACUGUCUUGCAUGAGUGCAAUUAUUUGCCUAAUCAAUUUGUGACCAUGCCUAAAAGAAGAGCAACUGGUUUCCUUUGUCGGAAAGCAAGCCUGUCUGCUUUCAUGGCUGGAAGGUUGUUUUGGGCUGGGGUGACAUUGUGAGAUCUUUGGGAAAAGAUGGUUAGUUGAAUAACAAACCUCCUUCUGCCCUUUACCAUGAUUUAUAUGACAAAUGUAAGCAUAUGCAUUUUCUUGCAAGUUACUCCUUCCUGCCUUCUAACAUGCCGUUGAGAAAAGAUGUGUAACCUUGUACCCAUCACACAUGCACCAUGAAGUUAUUUUGUUAAUAGAUAUUUGAUAUUAGUACAGUCUGUAAACUUGUUGUCUCAGUGAUCUCUACGGUCAGGUUAGUGGUCACUUGACGUUGUUAGGUCAAACUUGACUAUUGCUUUUUUAGUAAGGUUAGCAAAAUAUCUAUCAAUCUAUGUAAAUUCAGAACUUCCUUUGGACAUGAGCUCAAGGUUUUAGUUGUUCAGAUUGAGCCAGGUUUGUUUUUCAACUUUGCUUAUCAUGUUAGGAACUUUUUUGAGUCACUUUGCACGAAUUUGCAGUUCCCCAGUUGAAGGAUUUUGCCCAUGCUUGAAAUACGCUUCACAAUUUUCAGCAUGUUCCCCUGUGGACCUUGCAAAACAUUAUAUGAGUUACCAUUAUUCGACCCCAACCUAGUUGUUUUGCUGGAGCCAAGUAUUUCUUGAUAGCAAAGCGGAAGCGGGCAACACUGGCUAUUUUGGGUGUUCAGGAGAACCACUUGUUCAGAAGCUGGAUGAAUUUAACAUUGACAACGCUGGACUUCCUAUGAAUGGCUAUAUGACUUUAUGUGGCUGGUCAGCAUUAUGUUUUGUUUACUGCACAUCAUUCUUUUCCCCUCUCAGAGAUAGAUAUUCAUGUUUGCUCCACAUGUCAUAGUCUUGGUUUUUUAUGGUGCUAGAUGUCCGUAUGGCUCAUAUUACUUACUCAACUGCAAAACUGCGGCAUUUGUUGCCAAUAAAUCUUGAUUUAUGUCUAGCAGGUACUGAGCUCUUCCAGUGAUGUGAAUGCCUCACCAUUUUCAUCAUCCAACACAGAUCCCAAUUUUUGGUUGCUGGCAGCAGUCAGGCAAUUUGUUAAAAAAUUCUGAAAUUAAAUUAAGCUAUGGGUAUUGCA